Messenger RNA from Lucilia sericata (common green bottle fly), 2091 nucleotides. Its product is annotated as FAST kinase domain-containing protein 5, mitochondrial. Bases 124 to 2064 code for a protein of 646 amino acids. The record is from RefSeq and is a predicted model, not a curated record. NCBI's taxonomy places the organism in Eukaryota, Metazoa, Arthropoda, Insecta, Diptera, Calliphoridae. The transcript is spliced from 3 exons.
UUAUUGUAAAAAUAUAAGCGCGUCGGUGAACAAGUGUCUCGUUGUGUAUUUUAUUAAAGUGUUUUAGUUUUUAUUAAAUAAUGAAUUAAAUAGUGUUUAGUUUAAAGUAAAAUUGUUAUAAAAAUGUUAAGAAAUAUUGCUAAAAGUGUUUUAUUAAAUAAUACUAAAAAUUUGUACAAAUUAAAACCACAAAAAUGUCUGCCACAAACUAACAAAUUUUUUCAUGCUGCUGCCGCCUUAAAGGCAAAACUUUUUAUGGAUCGGGAGAAUAUGCAUGCCCAUCAAGUUUUGGAAAGUUCCUUAAAAACCUAUCAGAUAUUAGAAGAAUAUAAAGAUAUUGUGCCGGCCAGCAGUUUAAGUGCAGAUAUUUUAAAACCCAAUGUGGAAAAUGUUUCCAUUCAACAAUUGUUUGAUAGUUUUAAAUUCCUGUGUUGUUACUGCCAACAAUCUAAUACUUUAAUAUCCCAACCACAAUUUAAUAGCUUUGUUAGCCUUUACUGUGAUAAGAUUCAUUUGCUAAGUGAUGAACAGCUAAAAGAUUCCCUACGUCUGCUGGCUGUUUUGCCGCCAGAACAUAGUGUACGUUCCGCCAAUUUUGUGGAACUCUGGAAUACUUUGGACAUAGAGUGUUGUCGUCGUAUAGAAAUAUGGAAAACAGACGAUUUAUUACUUGUGUGUGAUGCCUGGUAUAAAUUGAAUUUGGCUCGCAUAUGUGAAUACGUCUGGGAGGCUUUACGUAAAUUGGGACGCAAAGUUAUUAAAAUGCCACCCAACCAAUUGGUUCAGACCAUGUUUUUGUGCAAUAUUAUGAGACGUUCGGUCUUCGAUAUGUUUGAUUUUGAAGUGAAUUUGGCAAAAUGUGCAAAUGAAAUGACAAUGGCUGAAUUGGGUGUCAUGUCAAUGGGUUUCUUUAAGACUCAGACGCCAAUACGUAAUCAGGAGUUGUUGAAAUAUUUUUAUCAGCGUUUAAUGGAUGAACUACAUACGGUGGAUGAUAUUACAUUUGUGUCGAUCUUAAAGGUCCUACGCUAUAGUUCCAAAUUGCCUCAGGCUGAUAUAAUGAUGCAACUUUUAGACAAAAUUUGCAAAGAAAAACUAGACAGCAUGAAUCUGCUCACCUGCCUCCAUGUGGCUCUUCUCGGUUGUGAACUACAAUGUUGCCAUGAUGAAAUCAUAGAGAAAAUUAUGCACAAAUUUUACGAUCAACUCGAUACAACAAGACUUAAAGAUUUAGAACGCAUAAGUUUAGUUAUAGCCCUAUUCAACAUACACACUCCCAGUAAAAUUGAAGAGCAGCUGUGUGAAAAGAUAUUACAAUCUUUACAAGGACGUAUCGAAGAGAUACUUAGACAUCCUAAAUGUUUUACCAAUUGUUUACAUUUCUUAACUUUGCGAGGUUAUUAUGACAAAGAAAUGUUAUCUACUACAUUGGAAAGAAAAUUCCUAAGACAUGCUGUCGGUUCAAAUUUAGCCAUGAGUCGUGAAAUUUUCCAUUUGGAUACUUUCGUCAAAGUAAACCUUUUGGAAGAAGGUUAUGAAGGAGCACAAUUACUUGAUAAAGUACGCAAGACAAUGGGUAAAAUGUUGACUCAUUAUAUACCCGAGCGUAAUUCUAAAUAUAAAUUGAACGCUACGGAUAAUAUUUUAUUGCAAAUAAAGGAAAUCACUGAUACUAUUUUGCCUAAUAAUCAGCUCAAACAUAUAUUACCCAAUUAUGAUAGAUCGGAUGUGGUUAUAUGUUAUGAUCGUAAACAAAAGAAAUCUCUGGAGAUUUCUAAAGAUUGCCCUGAAAAUUAUAGUGGUAUUAUAUUGACCAGAGAUUUGUUAUUAGGGGCAAAUAAUCAUAAAGAAGUGGAUACUAUAGCUGUGAUUGUGGCCGGCUGGAAUAACGUAGUGAGAGGCAAGAAUAGACAUACCGGCUUGUUUGAUAUGAAAUUAAAACAACUGGAAAUAUUGGGUCAUAAAUAUGUGGUGUUUUAUUGGCAUGAAUGGCGCGAAUUGGAAACCCAUCAAGAUCGCGUACAAUUUGUUAAACGUCGUCUUUCUUCGGUGAUUAAUUUAUAAUAAUAAAAAAACAAUAAAACAUAACAA